Molecule: messenger RNA, 2514 nt
Organism: Zingiber officinale
Lineage: Eukaryota; Viridiplantae; Streptophyta; Magnoliopsida; Zingiberales; Zingiberaceae
Product: pentatricopeptide repeat-containing protein At2g22070-like
Exons: 2
Coding region: 57-1787 (576 amino acids)
Biological process (GO): RNA modification
Molecular function (GO): RNA binding; protein binding
Source: RefSeq, a predicted model, not a curated record
UUCAUUUAAUAUUUUGCCAAAUUUCGUUACGCCGCGACGCAUUGCAUCGCUAUGUCAUGCAGAGUACUUUUCCGGGGUUCUCUGCAAACUCCAUGUGCAUCGCUCCCGCCGCCGCCAUCGCCGGCUUUCUCUCGUGCAUCGAGCAGUGCCUCGUCACCAGAAACCUCAAGCUCAGUGUCUGCCUCCACGCUGGCCUCAUCAAGUCCGCCUUCAACCGCCACACACUCCUCGGCAACCGCCUCGUCGAGCUCUACUCCAAGUUCCGAUCCCUCCGCUGCGCAGAAUCCGCAUUCCACGACCUCCCCUUCAAGAACCACCAAUCCUACAACAUCAUGUUGGCUGCUUAUUGCCGUGCCGGUCGCAUCGACCUUGCACACCAACUGUUCGAUCGAUUACCUGACCAACACCUCGUUAGUUAUAACACCAUGAUUCUGAGCCUAGCACGGCAAGGCUUUCAUAGACAGGCUCUUGAUCUCUUCCGCCGUAUGCUGAAGCACUUUGUCGUCAUGGAUGAGUUCACAGUUGUUAGCGUUUGUGCUGCCUGUACCGGGCUGUGUUUCUUGAAAUCUCUCCGGCAGUUGCAUGCAUCCGUCAUUGUUUCUGGACUUGAAUUCAAUCUUAUAAUGUCAAACGUCAUGAUCGAUUCGUAUGGGAAGUGUGGAGACGUCGACUCGUCUCAGCACGUGUUUGAUCAAAUGGAAAGGAGGGAUGUUGUUACUUGGACUUCAUUGGUUGCAGCUUACACUUCAGCACGUAGACUUCAAGAGGCUCGGGCAGUAUUUUUUAGCAUGCCAGAGCGUAAUACUGUUUCCUGGACAUCGUUGAUUUCUGGGUAUGAGCAGAACAAGGAGGAGGAGGCAGCACUGGAGCUCUUCGAGCAGAUGAUGGCGAAAGGGUUUGUUCCAAAUCCAUUCACAGUGGUGUCUGUUUUGAGUGCUUGUGCAAGUUUAGGAUUCACUGAGCGAGGAAGACAAGUGCAUGGGUUUAUUUUUCGAAGGUGCAUAGGUUUGGACACCUUCAAUGUCUUUGUUUCCAAUGCCCUGAUUGACAUGUAUGCUAAGUGUGGGAAUAUGGUCUCAGCUGCUUCAUUGUUCCACUGGAUGCCCAAACAUGAUAUUGUUUCAUGGAAUUCGAUUAUAACAGGCUAUGCACAGAAUGGACAUGGAAAGCAAUCGCUUGAUGUCUUUGAAAAGAUGGUGACAGAGGGUGUAAGACCAAAUCAUGUUACAUUCUUGGGGGUUCUUUCUGCUUGUAGUCAUGCAGGGUUUGUCUCAGAGGGAUGUCGGAUACUAUGUUUGAUGGAGAAAGAAUAUGGUGUCUGCCCUAGGGAUGAACAUUUUGCCGCCUUCAUUGAUGCGCUUGGGCGCAAAUGUCAAAUCAAAGAAGCCAUGGACUUCAUAGAGUGUCUAUCUUGUGAAUUUGUUCCAGCAAGUGUAGCGACAUGGGGAGCACUCCUUGGAGCUUGCCGAGUGCAUGGGAACUUGGAAAUUGCAAAGAGAGCUGCUGAGUCACUCUUUAUGUUAGAUCCUAAAAAUGGAGCUAGAUAUACUCUGUUAUCCAACGUCUAUGCUGCAGCUGGCUUGUGGGAUGAUGCUCGACGGAUCAAAGUGCUCAUGAAGGAAAAAGGAUUGAAGAAGGAUCCAGGUUACAGUUGGCUAGAGUUGAGGAAUGGAAAGCACAUGUUUGUAGCUCGUGAUACAUCACAUUAUGAGACAGAGGAUAUUUACAGGUUGCUUGCUACUCUGGUUGAUCAUAUCAAAGAUGAAAGAGUAAUAGUAGUAGAAUGAAGAAAUGCCAGAUUGCUGUUGGCAAUGUAAAGAAUACAUCAAUUCAUCAGUUCUUCUCAAUAAAAAUUAGUCUAUGCCAUGCUGUAGCUACUUGAAGCGAUUUCUACUGGUGCUAUGUUGUAAGUCUUGACCUUGAACACUAUCUGGUAUCAUCAGGACGUCACGGAGCAUCCAUGCCCCCUGAGAUCUUUGGUGCAGACGUGCAGCCGUGCACUACACAGGUGGCGAGCUUCACCUUUAUUCUUCCAAGGAGGGCACCCCUUAUUCUUCCUGGUGGUACACAUCUCCUAAAUCUAUGAAGAGUGGAGUAGCACAAACAAAGUUAUCUUUGUUUCUAGUAGACUUAGCAAUCAUUGCUUGAUUUUAGGACACCAAGCAGAAACAUUUGCACACAAAGAAAGUGAUACUCUUCAAGUUUAGCAACGUACCCACUACGGUGCAGUCUAUUGCUUGCUUCGGAGACAAGAUUGGGCAAUGGUGAAGGGUGACGUGCUUGUUGAAGAGGCAUGACAUGGGAAAUUAAGUUUUUUUUUAAGCAUAUCUGAUUUUAGAAAAAAAUGGUCAAAAUGUUUUAUUGUGAUCAUAAUUAUGUUUUUUUUUUGUUUGUGUAGAUUUACCCUAUUCUAGAAGGUCUGACGGUCGAGGUUUAAUAACCAUAUAGUGCUUGUGUGGAAGCAAUGUAGAUUUUAAACUAGACUAAUAAUCAUAUGUUUAUGUUAUCUUAUUA